GACCGACACUCGAAUACAAUGCUGAUGUCAUGGAAAAUUUCCUGAUUCAGUUUGUGAAUGCACCUGAUAGCCCCUUAUUCAAUUCAGGUCUGAGCAUCUAGUUUUGAGGAAUGGCCAUCGUCACCCAUCAGCCACUCCAAUGCUUAUCUUUGCUGAGAGGCUGCAAGACCCUCAGCCACCUCAAACAAGUCCAACCCUUUGUCUUGAAGAGCGGGCUUGAUGCUGACCCUCUUGUUGCUGGAAAAAUUAUCCUCGUUGCUGCCAUCACCCUCACCGAUGGUUUGGACUACGCUCACCAUGUACUAUCUCAAUUCCCCUUCCCCGAUGCCUUCAUGCACAACACUCUAAUUCGUGGUUUCUCAGAAUCCGAUCACCCGAAUCAUUCCCUCCUCAUCUUCAACCAAAUGAGGCGGCAUUGUCUAACUCCAGACAGCUUCUCUUUUGCCUUCCUGUUGAAGGCAGCAGCAAAUUGCAGGACAAUCCAUGCUGGCGCCCAACUCCAUUCCCUUUCAAUCCAUCACGGCCUCGAUGCCCAUCUCUUUGUUGGUACGACGCUUGUGAGCAUGUAUGCUGAGUGUGGCUGCAUUGCCUCAGCAAGGAAAGCGUUUGAUAAAAUGCCACAACCAAAUGUUGUAGCUUGGAAUGCAGUGGUCACAGCUUGCUUCCGUUCAAAUGAUAUCAAAGGCGGUGAGGAUCUGUUUGCUGUGAUGCCAUGGAGGAAUCAGACUUCUUGGAAUCUCAUGCUUGCUGGUUACACAAAGGCUGGUGAGCUCGAAUCAGCUAGGAGGUUAUUCUAUGAGAUGCCCCAACAUGACCCGGUAUCUUGGAGCACCAUGAUUGUCGGUUUUGCUAGCAAUGGACAUUUUGACGAUGCCUGCAGUUUCUUUAGAGAUUUGUUGAGAGAGGGCCUGAAGCCAAAUGAGGUGAGCUUGACUGGCAUCCUCUCAGCCUGUGCACAGUCAGGGGCAUUUGAGAAUGGAAAGAUCCUACACGGACACAUAAUGAAGGCGGGUUUCUCUAGCAUUGUAGCAGUGACCAACGCACUCUUGGACAUGUAUUCUAGAUGCGGGAGCAUCGAAAUGGCUGACCAGGUUUUCAUUCAGGAGAUGGGGAAGAAGAACAUCAUAUCAUGGACAUCAAUGAUUGCAGCUUUUGCAAUGUAUGGCUAUGGAGAAGAAGCGAUCAAGCUCUUUUCUGAUAUGGAAGAAUUUGGAACAAAACCCGAUUGGAUAACCUUCAUCUCUAUCCUCUAUGCCUGUAGCCAUGCUGGGCUAGUAGACAAAGGCCGUGAAUUCUUCCACAUAAUGACACAUACCUACAGGCUUUCUCCUUCAAUUGAGCACUAUGGCUGCAUGGUUGAUCUCUAUGGUCGCGCUGGACUAUUAGACGAGGCCUAUGAAUUCGCUACACGAAUGCCUAUUGAGCCUAAUGCUAUCAUAUGGAGAACAUUGCUUGGUGCAUGCAGUAUUCAUGGAAAUGUUAAGCUUGCCGAACUUGUGAAGCAGCGCCUCUCUGAGUUGGAUCCUAAUGACGCUGGGGACUAUGUUCUACUGUCCAAUAUUUACGCUGUAGCUGGGAAAUGGAAAGAUGUAGCUGAGGUGAGGGGGUCAAUGAGUAAGCAGAGCAUCAAGAAGGACCCUGGAUGGAGCUCUAUCGAGGUUGACAAGGCUGUCUACAAGUUUGUAGCAGGUGGUGAUGGAUCAAGUAGAAUAGGUGUAGAGGCAAACAAAAAGCUUGUGGAGAUCAUGGAGAAGCUGAAGGAUGAAGGCUACAUGCCAGGAGUUGGGAGUGUGUUGCAUGAUAUCGAGGACGAGGAGAAAGAAGGGGCGAUUGUUAGACAUAGCGAGAAGCUCGCAGUGGCAUUUGGGAUAGCUAGGACUGGUGGUGUUGGGAAGACGAUAAGGAUCGUGAAGAACUUAAGAGUUUGUAGGGACUGCCAUGUGGUGAUGAAGAUGAUAUCAAAGGUUUAUGGGAGGGAGAUCAUAGUCAGGGAUCGGAGCCGCUUUCAUUCCUUCAGAGCAGGAUCUUGUUCUUGCGGAGAUUACUGGUGACUCGGAGCAGAAUCCAGCCUUCGCAUCAAACUGUAUGCCGAAGUUUUUGUCUUUUAGUUUGUGUUAUGAACAUGGUUUCUAUAAAUUUUUUCUUCUAGUUGGGCUUUCA
Molecule: messenger RNA, 2160 nt
Organism: Asparagus officinalis (garden asparagus)
Lineage: Eukaryota; Viridiplantae; Streptophyta; Magnoliopsida; Asparagales; Asparagaceae
Product: pentatricopeptide repeat-containing protein At1g74630
Exons: 2
Coding region: 111-2051 (646 amino acids)
Biological process (GO): RNA modification
Molecular function (GO): zinc ion binding; protein binding; RNA binding
Source: RefSeq, a predicted model, not a curated record